ACGGCAGACGACUAAAACCACGGCCAACGUCAGAGCCGAUUGUCGUUGUCGUCAACAUGGCGGACGGGGACUUGCUCGUCACUAUUUCGGGCGCGGCGCUUUCGUUGCUGUUCUACGAAAAUGUACGCAGCGUCGGUGAGCAGAUGGGCUUUCUCCUUGGCGAGGCGCUCGAGUUCAUCGUUAAGACUUAUACCGACUCCGACAAUCAAGUGGAGACCAUCAAGAUUCACAUUAACGUGGAAACCAUUAUGACAUGUCCUCUGAGUGAUAUUUUGUAUGACUCUAGUGGUCGGAUUAACAAAGAGAAAUUGAAGGAUUUUGUACGUGAUAAGAGCAGGCAGGUGAUUGGUUGGUUCCGUUUCCGUAGAAACACCAGUAACUUGACUCCAACAAUGAGGGACAAGGUAUUGCAUAAGCAAUUUGCCUCGCAUUUCUCUAGUGGAAAUGGUUGUAGGGAAGAUUUCUUUCUCACUUGCCUCCUCAACGCGUCCAUCUCCGAAACACGUGGCACCCAUAAGUUCCGACAUGUGUUCUUAAGGCAUAAACGAGGGAUGUUCGAACCGAUUCCUUUGAGAAUAAACAAUUUAGGUGAUGAUGCAUCUAGACACGAUGGCUCAGAUUAUAAGCCAACACCUGUUAGGAAAUCUGCACGCUUACCUGAUGGCUUUACCGAACUGAUAGAAUCUUUAAAGUUGGAUAUGAUGAGAAAAAGUGGAUUAGAUUCCGCUAUGAUGAUCCAGAAAGCUGCCGAACAGCAUCUAAUGUCACUGAUUCCGAAAGUAUGCGAGUCCGAUCUGGAAGUAGCUGAAUUGGAGAGGCAAGUGCGCGAACUAAAAGACAAGAUCAUGGGGCAGCGAUUGAUCAGGAAAAUGAAGAUGAACGGUGAGAGCUACGAGAGGACUUCUAAAGCAAAUAGGGAGAAUUGCUUUUCAGAGAAAAUCGAUUCCUCGACGAAAGACGAGAUGAAAAUCAGCGAUGACAUGCGUCUCCAGAAGGAACAAAUCCCAUCCUGUGCUCAGCCAGUUACCUCUAACAGCUGGACACAGUCCCGCAAUACUGCCGCUUGUAUCGCUAAAAGCGUUACAAAUCAAGAAAAAAUACGUCGAGGACGUGGCAAUCUGCAGGAAGAUAGCAACCAGCAACAAGAUGUUACGCAGAAUUCCCCCUGUACUAAUAGUAGGCGUUCCGUUCCGGAAAUUGUCACCGAGUCAAUCUGCCAGGAAAAUAAUGAGGCAAGCAUGGGUAGAGGUAGAGGUCGAGGUCGAGGCAAUCCCGAUUUCAUGCCAGGAAUGAAGAAAGGACGUCGUAAUCCAAACACAUCCCAGGUGCAUUCCCGAGAAAGAAGCAUUACUCCGGAACAAGAUUUCUCUGACGCCGAAUGUUCUGCUGCCGUAUCCCUUAGCUCCACCGUUCUCAGAUCUUGCCAGGUAGCAAAAAAGACAGAUCUGGACAAAUGCAACACAAGGAAGUCAUUGGACGACAUUUGAGUGGAGAAACCAAAGCCUGGAAAAAUUGUGCUUUCAGGUUCUCUCAAACUUCAGAUGUUCAAAAAUUCGAAGAUUUGAAAGAAUCUGAAAGAAAUACAAGGAACAAAGAUAUUCUAGUGUUAUAGAAAGUGCAGGAUCGAAGGAAAUUGAA
Molecule: messenger RNA, 1638 nt
Organism: Mycetomoellerius zeteki
Lineage: Eukaryota; Metazoa; Arthropoda; Insecta; Hymenoptera; Formicidae
Product: BRISC complex subunit FAM175B
Exons: 7
Coding region: 57-1487 (476 amino acids)
Biological process (GO): mitotic spindle assembly; attachment of spindle microtubules to kinetochore; protein K63-linked deubiquitination
Cellular component (GO): nucleus
Molecular function (GO): microtubule binding; polyubiquitin modification-dependent protein binding
Source: RefSeq, a predicted model, not a curated record